Dicrocoelium dendriticum is the source of this 765-nucleotide messenger RNA. The record is from the annotation of a GenBank genome assembly. Lineage: Eukaryota; Metazoa; Platyhelminthes; Trematoda; Plagiorchiida; Dicrocoeliidae.
AUGUGCCAUUGGAGGGGGGGGGGGGGGGGGGGGGGGGGGGGGGGGGGGGGGGGGGGGGGGGGGGGGGGGGGGGGGGGGGGGGGGGGGGGGGGGGGGGGGGGGGGGGGGGGGGGGGGGGGGGGGGGGGGGGGGGGGGGGGGGGGGGGGGGGGGGGGGGAGGGGGGGGGGGGGGGGGGGGGGGGGGGGGGGGGGGGGGGGGGGGGGGGGGGGGGGGGGGGGGGGGGGGGGGGGGGGGGGGGGGGGGGGGGGGGGGGGGGGGGGGGGGGGGGGGGGGGGGGGGGGGGGGGGGGGGGGGGGGGGGGGGGGGGGGGGGGGGGGGGGGGUGGGGGGGGGGGGGGGGGGGGGGGGGGGGGGGGGGGGGGGGGGGGGGGGGGGGGGGGGGGGGGGGGGGGGGGGGGGGGGGGGGGGGGGGGGGGGGGGGGGGGGGGGGGGGGGGGGGGGGGGGGUGGGGGGGGGGGGGGGGGGGGGGGGGGGGGGGGGGGGGGGGGGGGGGGGGGGGGGGGGGGGGGGGGGGGGGGGGGGGGGGGGGGGGGGGGGGGGGGGGGGGGGGGGGGGGGGGGGGGGGUGGGGGGGUGGGGGGGGGGGGGGGGGGGGGGGGGGGUGGGGGGGGGGGGGGGGGGGGGGGGGGGGGGGGGGGGGGGGGGGGGGGGGGGGGUGGGGGGGGGGGGGUGGGGGGUGGGGGUUUAUGUGGGGGGGGGGGGGGUGUUUUAUUAUUUGGGGUUUAGUUAUAUUGUAGUGGGGGUAUGGGUGAUUGUGGGAAAGUGA